Messenger RNA from Halteromyces radiatus, 3000 nucleotides. RefSeq lists its product as uncharacterized. Gene Ontology annotation, cellular component: cytoplasmic side of plasma membrane; cell division site; cytoplasm. The record is from RefSeq and is a predicted model, not a curated record. NCBI's taxonomy places the organism in Eukaryota, Fungi, Mucoromycota, Mucoromycetes, Mucorales, Cunninghamellaceae. Gene Ontology annotation, molecular function: protein binding; phospholipid binding. Gene Ontology annotation, biological process: cytoskeleton organization. Bases 11 to 2857 code for a protein of 948 amino acids. The transcript has 11 exons.
UUUAGUUAUUAUGACUGUCUCUGUAUUGCGUUUCUCGGAUUCCUUUUGGGAUGAGGAAGAUCGAGGCAUAGAUAUACUUACCGACAAAUUGACUAAUUCCGAACAAACUUGCAAAGACCUGAAGAAGAUUUAUGAAAUAAGAGCACAAAUUGAAAAGGAUUAUGGAGAAAGACUUUUAGAAUUAUCACAACAUACUCUUGGCGAAAUUGAACUAGGUACUUUGGCAAAAUCUAUGCAACGAAUUCCUUUUGCCUUUGAAACUACAGCUCGGGCUCAUAUUGAUAUGGCUGAACAAUUAAAUACUACUUUGGAAGCUCCUUUAACCUCUUUUUUGAAAGAACAAUGUGAAUUGAUUAAUGCUAGAACACAUCAGAUGGAAAACUCAAAGCAUCUCAAGGAUAUGCAUCAAGCUCACGUGGAUAAAGCAAAACAGGCAUAUGAUGAAUUACACCAAUUACUCAAACAAAAACAAGAGAAUGGAGAAGAUAUAGAAACAGUCCAAAAUUCCUUGGCAUUAGCUGAUCAGGAAUGGCAACAUUCAGUGGAAAUUUUACAAGAAGUGACGGACAAGUUUACGUUUGAUUGGAAAAUCACUUGUGACUUAUACCAAGACUUAGAGGAAAGAAGGAUUAACUUUGUCAGAAGUAAUCUCUGGGCUUUUGCCAAUAUGAUGUCCAGCGUCUAUAUUGUAGAUGACAGAGGAUGUGAAAGUAUUCGAACUGGUUUGGAAACAACGGAUGUGCGAAAAGAUAUUAACGACUUCAUUCUUAAGUAUGGUACAAGUGUCAAAAUACCAACGAAUCAAUCUCAACUCGACGAAGAUCAUUCCUAUUCUUCUCCUUCAUCCACUGGAAACCAACAGUCUCUUCCUGCGGAUUCAAUGUCAUUCGCCUUUCAAGAAGUAGAAAACAUGUUAUCAGAUUCUGGAAGCGUGAAACGACAUUCUCUCGAUCAUCAAUCUAUUCACAGUGCAUCUUCAUCACACCAACAACGAAACUCUUUCUCUUCCAACUCCACUGGAUCUCCUCAUCAAACACGUGCCAAAAAUGAACAUUCCACUAUUACUCCAAGAGAUUCAUUCGACAGUAAUCAUCAUCAACGUCAGCCUUCCGUCACCACCAUAGAACCUCAAGUAAACACAUCGCCAACAAAAAAACCUGUCAUUUUGUCUUCUUCUCCAGCAUCGUCUUCAUCUCAACAACCCGAUUCCAGUACCACUACCGCUACUGCUACCUCUACUUCUACUGUCAAUAACAUCAAACCGGAAAGUUUCAGUGGAAUGACAAAUUCGCCUUCAGGAUCGUCUAACUCGAACAAUACGUCAACUAUCUUAUCAAAUAUAAACGAUGACGACUCUGACGAUGAUGAUAUUCCCAGACAACCUUUACGCAUGCCAAAACCUAGGGAAGAAAAGUGGACCAUUUCAGCAAGACGUACUGGACCAUCAACUACAUCAACUACUCGACCCAACCAACGUAUUAACAACAGCAGUAACAAUAGCAACAAUAGCAACAAUAACAACAAUAACACAGGUGUCAAAAUGAAGUCUGGUUACCUUGAUCCAUCUAUUCAUCCACCUCCUCUUCAGCAACAGCAACAGCAGCAAUACUAUAAACCAUCAUCGCAAUCUAGCCUUUAUCCCCCUGAAAAUUACGCGGUAGCAGCAAAUAACAACACAAGUUCAUCGUUCUACAAUCAUGCAUCAAACAACAACAGUCGAUCAUCUUUUUACCAACAGGCAUCCACAUCCUCCACAAACUCACUUACAAUUGAUGUUGCUCCUAGUAUCACUUCUGGACAGGGAACUGUAUUUCAAGCUCAAAAUACGACAUCGAGUCAUACGCCAUCAACAGACAAUAAUAAUAUGUCAACAUAUCAACCUAAUGCGAAUACUGCUAUCACCUAUCAGCCACCAUCAGCAUCUGGACCAACCAUUGCAUCCACUUAUCAACCAUCACAUAUAUCUUCUACGUAUCAAAUAUCAUCAACGGCCACUUCUACUUAUCAACAACCUUCAACAACUACAGUAGCUUACAAACCGGCAACAACAGUAACAGCGCCUGGAUACUUACCCGUCAAAAACACAAAUCAUCCAGCAACAGCAACAUCAUCAGCAAUUACGACUCAGCAACAAUCGCAAUUUACACUUGAUUCUUAUGGACAACCACCACCAGCUAACACAAAGAUUGGAAUCCGACCUCCUGUAUGGCAAGAUGAUCGAAAGGGUGAAUUGGAAGGCACAACAGCAUCAGAAUAUAUGCAAGGGGAGGCAUCACCAACUUCACCAUUACGCCCAGGUCUACAACGAUUCAAGAGUGUGAAUGGACCUCGUGCACCUCCUCCUAAAGACAAUUACAUUGCACCUUCCGAGCUGAAGAACACACGAGGAUUCGGUGAAGAGACGGUCUCGAUUUUGAAGGAAGGCAAUAUCAACAAUCAUUCUGACAACAAGGAUGACGAGGACAACAAGAACGAAAAGGACGAAAACGAUGACAAGAACAAAGCAGAUGAAACUACAAAGAUACCUGUGGACACAACAACAACAACAACAGAGGCAUCAGCAUCACAGCAACAAGAAGAACCAAAAAGUGGAUUUUCAUUCAACAAUAUCUUUUUCAAGAAGGAUAAACCAGCAACAAGCGAUGGAUCCAAAUUGCCUGAUGGUACAGUUUAUAAACAUAAAGCUCGGGCCAUGUGGAGUUACGAAGCCAAGAUUGAUUCAGAAUUAUCCUUCCAAGCCAAUGACACCCUUGCAGUGAUUCGAAAACAACCUGACGGAUGGUGGGAAGCUGAAAUUCUAGAUGAUAAACGACGACAACGUGGUCUUGUGCCUGGCAAUUACAUGUCUCUCAAUUAGAAUAGAACAAUCCUCACGUAAUAUAUCAUGAUAAACUUGUCCUUCCAUUCCUUUGUCUGUAUUAUAGUAUUAUUUAUAAGUUUUUCUUGAUUUUAGUUUGUAGUCUUUUGCCCCAUACUCGUUAGUGUUCAUACCUAUUUUAC